AAGACUUGCCAUCAUCCCUCAAUAACAUUCAACGGAAAAUCAUGGGUGGUGGAGGAGCAUUCAGAGCAGCAGCAAAAGUCGCCGGAAUCACCGCCGCCAACAGCGGUUUCCGUUCCGUUACGGCUGAGCAUCCGUUCCGUAACGUCGUUCGUCCAGUGUCGAUAGCGGCGAUAUCGUCGGAGGAUGUCAAGUCCGGUGUGGUCACGGCGGCGCACGGCGAUGUGUCUCCGGUGGAAAGGAUUGUGACGGAAUUCGAUGACUGGGAGAUGGCUGGUGGAGAGGAGGAAAUGAUGAGUGGGGAGCCGUUGCCACGUGUCGUGUUUGGUGGAGCUCCUUCUCUUAAGGAAGCUACUGAGGCUACUUCUGAUCUUAAAGAUGCUCUUCAAAAGGUAUAUUUGUCCGAACCAGCUAAUGAAUAUGGAGGUUCUUGCUUAUCUGGCUCAAGCUUAUCGCCCUUCUCCAAAGCCUGUGCUGGCAGUGGGGUCACCAAGUCUGUCCCAAAACAUGCUAUGCAUGCAUUUAGGUUUCUAAAUGAAACUCCUGCGGCACAGAGUGUUGUUGCUUCAAUUGCUUGUGACCCAAAAGUGUGGAAUGCGGUGCUGCAAAAUCCGGCCCUUCAAGAAUUCCUUGAGUCACAGAAAACCAGUGAGAAAGGUGCGUCAUUCCCUGACUCGUGGGAACAAAAGAUAGAUGAAUCCGUUGCUGAUACUGAUUCCUUUUCCCAGUCAUCCCCAAGGAGUGUGAAUUCCAAAUCUGAGGCGGAAGAGUCUAAAUCUGGAAACUCCUUUACAGGCUUUUGGCAGAAUAUUAAACAAACAGUGGUUGAUAUGAUGAACAGCUUGUCAGAUUACUUUAACAAUCUCUUUGGAGGCAACAAGAUUUUUGUCAAUGCUGAUGGGAGUGCUAAAUUUGGCACUGUGGAGACAAUGGGAGCAUCUUUCAUGGCUUUGGCAGUCAUGGAUAUGAUGGUGGUUGUCUCAAAACGUGGUCAAUCAUGAUGUCUUCAAAGUUAUUACUAUUUGAAUUCACCGAAGUUACAUAACUAAGUGUUACAGUUUCUUCUGGGAGAGGUAUUGGGGGUUUAGUUGAGGGUUUUUGGUCGGGUAGGUCUAGGAAUGACUUAUGGAAGAGGCUUGUAAAUAAAAUAAAGCCGCUAUAGACAAUGUUUAUGUCUUAAUUUCUUCGCUUUGUCAUCUCAAUGCCGAUGAAGUUAGUUUUGCUUUCA
Messenger RNA from Lycium ferocissimum, 1225 nucleotides. RefSeq lists its product as uncharacterized. Bases 42 to 998 code for a protein of 318 amino acids. The transcript is spliced from 5 exons. Lineage: Eukaryota; Viridiplantae; Streptophyta; Magnoliopsida; Solanales; Solanaceae. The record is from RefSeq and is a predicted model, not a curated record.